Molecule: messenger RNA, 1539 nt
Organism: Carassius carassius (crucian carp)
Lineage: Eukaryota; Metazoa; Chordata; Actinopteri; Cypriniformes; Cyprinidae
Gene: snx12
Product: sorting nexin 12
Exons: 5
Coding region: 214-861 (215 amino acids)
Biological process (GO): late endosome to Golgi transport; endocytic recycling
Cellular component (GO): retromer complex; early endosome membrane
Molecular function (GO): phosphatidylinositol-3-phosphate binding
Source: RefSeq, a predicted model, not a curated record
UCUUCGUAACUGCAUAUCAUCAUCGCAUCGGGGUGCGAGAAACGCAGGAUUUCCUGUGCUAUUGCUGAAGUGGAUACAUCCUAGUUUUAGAUUCGAAGAAGUACCCUAGCCCAUUUUAAGCUCCAUCGAUUUAAUGUCUUAAUCAAAACCUUCUCAUCUGCACGUGCCUUAGACUACACCUCGACGUAGUUAGUCUGAACGAAGUCAUCAAAGAUGUCCGAAGCCACGGUGGCCGACACUCGCCGGUUAAACUCUAAACCGCAGGACCUGACGGACGCUUACGGCCCUCCCAGCAACUUUCUUGAAAUCGACGUGUUCGACCCGCAGACUAUAGGAGUCGGCCGCAAUCGCUUCACCACUUACGAAGUCCGGAUGAAGACAAAUCUUCCCAUUUUUAAACUGAAGGAGUCGUGUGUUAGACGAAGAUACAGCGACUUCGAGUGGCUGAAGAAUGAGCUGGAAAGAGACAGCAAGAUUGUUGUGCCUCCAUUGCCUGGAAAGGCACUGAAGAGACAGCUUCCCUUCCGCGGAGAUGAGGGCAUUUUUGAGGAGUCCUUCAUUGAGGAGAGACGAGCUGGGCUUGAACAGUUCAUCAACAGAAUUGCAGGUCAUCCUUUGGCCCAGAACGAACGCUGUCUUCACAUGUUCCUCCAGGAUGAAAGUAUUGACCGGAACUACAUUCCUGGAAAAGUUUUGGUAAACCCCCCUCCCUGUCCUGGACCCAACUGCUCUACCAGCUCUUUUCUGCACAUCAGUCAAAGCCUUUCACAGCUGCCGUCCAUGAUAUUCUGUAUGUAUUUCUAUUCUCAAAUAGAACUAGACUACAACACCUAUUUCACCCUGAGGAUGAACUCAUCGUAAUGCUGUGUUUAUACCUCAUGCACUCUUUUUGUGGAAAGACUCUGAUCUUAAAGCAAAUAUUGCUUUCUCUAAAAAUAGUGCUUUCUGUGUUUAUUCUGGUUAAAACUCAUGGCUUUAAGGAGAAUUAGAUCAGGCCUCCAGACACUCCUUGGAGUAUUCUUGAUUAAAAAUUUAAGACUUUAAUUAGAUGUAAAGCAAAAAGCUUCAGUUCUACAGAAAAUGAUAUCAUCUCAAGAAUUAAUGAAGUCACAACACAAAACCAGAGAACAAUUUUUAUCACCAAAUGUAGCACUUCAGAAGCUAAAACCGAGAUGGCCACUCGACAGCUUCUUCCUUUACAUUCCGUAUUUCAUUCACAUCAUUUUUACUUUGACUAAAUAUGUUAUAACAAGGCUUUUGCAACCAUUUUUAAAUGAAUUUUCGUUUUUUUUAGUGUCCGUGUAUAAGUAAAGCUUUGGGAUGUACGUAUUCAAUCACUGUGAAAAACAGAAUUCCAUUAUGACAAAAUGUCACGUUUGCUGUUACGUUUCUAUACGCCAUCUCUUAUAAUGAGUUAUGUCCUUUUCUGGCUCUUACUAUUCUGGUUAUUUCAGGACUAUGUGUAAAGAAAAUGGCACUAUUGAUUUUUAAACCGCCAUUCUUUCUACCUAUGAAUAAACCCUUCUCUGUCUCCUCCAA